CAAAGCCCCCGUGAGCCCCUAACACCCCGCCUGUUGCCGCCUAGGGGAAGGUCCGAAGCUCCAUUCCAAGUUUUUGGGCGCGUGAAAGUGGGAGCCAAGUUGGCAGGAUCGUCCACCCAUCGGAUCGAAAAGCCUGCAAUCACUUCGCGACGCCUCAUCAAAGGCGAACGAAUCGUCGCUAGUGACAUCCGACGCCGGCUUCUUGAGACUGUUGAACGUCUUACGGAGUAAAGGUUGAUGGGACUGUGGCUAAGAAAAUCAUAAAGAAAAAUAGCCCUUCUUUCCCAUACCCGCCUUAGUCCAUCUAUUAUAUCGUGAUGCUGUAGAGCAACUGGGAGCAACCAGGCUGUCGCGACAUGCAUCUGCCCGUUGCAGGCAAUGGCCUCGCCACCAGUCAGCCUCUUUAUCAGCCACAGCCACAGGCCGUCUCCGUCUCCUCAGCGGCAGCCGCACCACCAACACCAGCUGGAGAGUCUCCAAUUCUGCUGCGUUCUGCAGUGCCAGCAUCACCUCUCCAAGCACAAACUCAAAUCGUCGCCCCUUCGCCUGUCCGCAAUUUCGCCUCACGAGUCGGUCCUCGUCCUCCCAAAAGUGAAGACCAACGAGUCGAAGAAGGUCGACUGCCUCUCGUCAUGGAGCACGAAGAGAUGCCUGCUCUCCAUCGGACCAACGGUGGCUCCUCCUCUGGCUCUGAUGAGGAUCUUACCACCUCCGCAACAUACGGAUAUGCUACCUCCUCCUACGAUCCUGCCGAAUCCGCGAUAAACUUCACCCCUACAUCCUCGGUCUCCGCUUACACUCCUUCGAGCGGCUUUUCAUCAGGUCUGUCGUCUUGGAAUUCAUAUGGACCCCGACCAAGAGGAGGAAGUGGUGCCAAUUCAUCGACAAUGGACAGAACAUUCUCGGGAGAAGCACAACCUGCGCCAACAGAACUGCGUGGUGCAAGGCCGACAGGUCCUUUGCGGACACCUUCGAACACCUACGCUCCCCCGAGACGACCUCCUCAAUUGUCCCAAUUAAAUUCGAAGCGGAUGCACUCGUCCAGUACAAUGCGAGGUUCUAGACGAGACCCCAAUGCUCAGUAUAAAGCCCAAGAGAAGGCGUAUGUGCAGCGGAUGAGGCAGCAGCCGCAGCAAGAUUGGAUGGACAACGACCCUCGCACGCCCAGCAUCGGCUACAGCACAGAUGAUGAGACGGACGACGAGUCACCCUUGACCGAGCAUCCUUUUGACGACCCGUAUGAUCCCGAGACCUUGAUGUUCCUGGGUAAUGAAGAUAAUCUGCAACCUUCAGGAGAGGAGUUACAAAAUCCCCAAAACAGGGAGCGGCUGGAGUGGCAUUCGAUGCUGGCUUCCGUCCUCAAGGGCGACGUGGUCAAGCAAGAAAAGCAGAGACUCAUUGGCACGACCGAACAGAAAACCCGUACGGAGAUUGGCACAGAAAUCUGGAUAGGGGCAAGAUCAAAGUACUAUGGGCGCCCGCUACAAAUGCAGAAGAAACUCAUCGAAGAGAGCCGUAACAAUCUCGGGCCUGUCAUUGAGAGUAUUAUUGCCUUUGAGAUCAAGGGUGAAACCGUGGUCGGCAAGUCACCCAUGGAACAAGUAGAAGAGGCCGUGUCCCACAUUGAAAAGUGUGAAUGGCUAUACUCCUCGAGAAGGGAGCUGGAAGCUGCCCAAACCCGGGCGGCCUCGGAUGCCUUUCAAGACAGCUGCGAUGCUAUUGUCUCAUGGCACAACAUAACCCAGUCCAUCAACACCGAGCUCGCAGUUCUUCAGGCUUGGGUCGGUAACCCGGAACUCGACUUCAGCAAGCAGAAACGCCGUUCCAGCCACGACGGAGACUUGUCAGACGAAUCCUCCUUCAUCGAUCGAAUCUUGAAAGAAGAUGGUCUCAAGUCCCUGCAGGGCGACAAGAGCAUGUUCAAGGGAAUCAGCCAAGUCAUAAACAAGGCAAAGAGCACGUUGAUCCAGAACGCCGAAGCCUUUGCAGCCCGCCACCUGCCUCCCUACAUCGAAGAACUCUUGACCUUGAUCAAUUUCCCAUCUCGAUUGAUCCAAGAAAUUAUCCGCAUGCGCUUGUCCUAUGCUAGGAAGAUGAAGGAAUCUGCCCAGCAGUCAGUCAUGAUCAUUGACCAGAUGAUCUCACAGUUUCAGAUUCUGAUGCGGCUUGCUUGCCUGAUUAAGCAGCAGUAUCUCGCAAUAUCGCAUCCGGAGCCUGGAUGGGAUCUGCCUCCUUGUAUCGACGAAGCUUUCGACUCGGUUAUUGUUGAAGCUCUGAAAUUCUACUUCAAGAUGCUGAACUGGAAGUUGGGUGCAAACAAGAACACAUUCCGAGAAGCAGAAAUCCUCGAACAGGAAUGGGGCUUCUCAAAUGAGAUCGGCCGCCAAUUGGAGGGCGGAGAUAUUGAAGUGGCAGAACAAUUCAGCUCUCUGACGGCAAAGUCCCUCCUGCGGUUGACUGCAUCAUUUGAGCGCGAACUGCGAUCGAAACCGGACGAGAGUGCCCAAGAGAUGGAGAAGCGAUACAAGACGAUACUGGACUCGGUGCGCGUUCGCCAACGAAAACUAUUCCGGUUCUCACGAAUUCUGCGACAACGCUUUGAGAACGCCACCGAGUUCAACCUGGCCAUGGACGCAGAACAGCUGCAAAAUUUCAGCGAGUCACUGACCAUGUCUGAUCAUAUUCUACUGGACGUCGGCCCGAACAGCCCCAAGGGAGUCCAUUUUGUGGCCUCGCCCUCGCUUUGGGGCAGACACAAGGAGAUCCAGUCAAUACUGGGGACGUCCUUCCAUGCAGACGAUGCACCAGAGGAUCCCUCCAAUCCCUACAUCUUGGUGAUCAACCCAGAAGAUCCGAUGACUUGGGAAGGUCAGAGAAUGGACGUCGACGUCCUAGAACUGCCCACCGAUGUUAGACUGGGCCGUCUUCGGCUGGUCGCCGAUGGCUCUUCGCUCCGGCUGCAAGGUGCUCGGAUGGAAUUUGCCAACGCUGUUGGUCGAGAGCUUGAUGUGGUUAUCGAGCAGAGAGCCAACCUAUCAAGGGUCAACCAGGAAUUGGGCAAAAUCAAGAAGACCACCUUCAAGCUGUCAAAUACCAUCAUGGAGAGUGUCGAGGUCAUCCGGUCCCAGAAUGGCGGUAUUGCUAGUCCUGAGCUGGUCCAGUCAUGCUUUGCCUUUGCCACCGAAUUUGGCAAAAGAUCACUGACAUACAUGGACGCCAACCGGAGGAUGAUGAACAAUUUAAAACUUACCAGAUUGGCUUUGGACUGGAUCAGUUUCAUUUGUGACGAUUGCGAUGCCGCCGAUCGGCGGACCUUCAAAUGGGCUGUGGUGGCAUUGGAGUUUGCCAUGGCCAUGACUCGGGGACGAAACAUUUUGGACAUCAGCGAAGAGGACUACAAACGAAUCCGGAGCAAAGUCGCUGGAUGUAUGUCCGUUCUAAUCUCCCAUUUCGAUAUCAUGGGCGCGAGAUCCACCCUGGCUGCGCAACAGGAAAAGUCCAGGAUGGAAGCCUUGACGGGCAUGAACAAGCGGCUCGACUUCAACAAGUUGAGGAAUGACAACGACUGCCGUCAGGAGAUGAGCGAGCAGAGACUCACACUACUCAAUGCAAUCGACCAGGCUCGCGAAGAACGUGGCACAAAGACGUCGCUUGGACGGGUGCUGGAAGGCUCCAACGAGGCUGACCGAUCGCUGACAUUCCUGUCCUCGUCCGCGACCAACAUCACCAUGAGAUGGCAGCAAGGACAAUUUGUUGGAGGCGGCACCUUUGGCUCCGUCUACGCCGCUCUCAACCUCGAUACAGGCACUUUGAUGGCCGUGAAGGAGAUUCGUCUGCAAGAUCCGCAGCUCAUCCCGACCAUUGUCAAACAGAUUGGUGAUGAGAUGGGUGUCCUCGCCGUACUGGAUCAUCCCAACAUUGUUUCCUAUUAUGGCAUUGAGGUCCAUCGGGACAAGGUUUACAUUUUCAUGGAGUACUGCUCAGGAGGCUCGGUUGCUGGUCUGCUCGAGCACGGCCGGAUCGAGGACGAGACUGUCAUCAUGGUCUAUGCUCUGCAGAUGCUGGAGGGUUUGGCCUAUCUCCAUUCGGCUCAUAUUGUGCACCGGGAUAUCAAGCCUGAGAAUGUGCUUCUCGACCACAACGGUGUCAUCAAAUAUGUCGAUUUCGGUGCGGCCAAGAUCAUUGCUCGACAAGGACAAACGCUUAUGGCUCCCGAACCGCCUAAACGUAUUACCCCCGAAGGUCCUCAUAUCGCCAAUAAUGGGCCCGCCGCGAGGCAGCCACAGAAGACCAUGACGGGGACGCCCAUGUACAUGUCACCCGAAGUGAUUCGAGGGGACGGGCCAGCAGCAUCUCGGUUCUCCGGAGCUGCUGACAUCUGGUCUCUUGGCUGCGUGAUCCUUGAGAUGGCUACAGGACGCCGGCCUUGGUCAACGCUUGACAACGAGUGGGCCAUCAUGUACAACAUCGCUCAAGGCAACCCACCUCAGCUGCCUGCAGAAGACCAACUCAGCUCCACGGGGAUCGACUUCUUGAAGAAGUGCUUUGAACGAGACCCGGCCAAGAGGAGUACGGCGGCCGAAUUGCUACAACAUCCUUGGAUCGUGGAAAUUCGAAAAAUGGUGGUGGAUGAUUCUGAUGUCCAGACACCAAGAAGUGACUCUAGCGGAGGCAUGUCUCUGCCCAGUCGGCAGAAUUCUUCAGUGAUGUGAAGGCAUUGGAUAGGAUAGCCUGUCGGGUCCUCCGUACGGGGUUGUCAUCCAUUAAGCCUGCUUCAUGUCUAUAGGUAAUUAUAUCUCACCAUGCGCUGUGCGCAUAUUUCUCCCCGUA
Molecule: messenger RNA, 4830 nt
Organism: Exophiala xenobiotica
Lineage: Eukaryota; Fungi; Ascomycota; Eurotiomycetes; Chaetothyriales; Herpotrichiellaceae
Exons: 1
Coding region: 357-4712 (1451 amino acids)
Biological process (GO): protein phosphorylation; stress-activated MAPK cascade
Cellular component (GO): cytoplasm
Molecular function (GO): MAP kinase kinase kinase activity; ATP binding
Source: RefSeq, a predicted model, not a curated record